AUGGGAAUCUCAUUGGGCCUGCUGUUCCUGGGCCACUUAAUAGUGCUCACCUAUGGUAAUCCCAUCCUAAAAACAUCAGAGUGUGUGACAAGGAUCUGGAAAGGGGAUGUGAAGAGUCAAUGUAUCUAUGAUCUAUGAAAGGCUACAGUCAAGUUUUGGAUGAAACACUGCUCUGACCUAGUUACCAUCUUCCUACAUGAUUCCUUGGGAGACCAUAUCCAGCCAAAAUACAGAGGACACCUGAAAGUGAGCCACAAAGUUCCAGGGGAUGUUUCCCUCCAGAUGAAUACCCUACAGAUUGAUGACAGGAGCACUCACUGUCCAAGUGAGGUCGCCUGGCAGACUCCUGAUAGAAAACAAGUGAUGAGAGAUAAGGUUAUUGAGCUCCAUGCUCAAAAUUCAACAACAAUGAAUUCAGCCACUGAUCAGACCGUUAAUGGAAAACUUGAAGGGACCAUUGUUAGCCCAGGAAAUAAACUUUCAAUCUUUCCCAUCAUCUUCACCAUCUCUCUUUGCUGCGUUGUGGUUGUCACCAUAACUUAUAUCAUGUUCUACCAUAGGAUGUUCCAACAAGUCACUGAAUUCACACAAGCAAUUAAGCCUUACACAACAUGCCUUUGUGUUUUAGUUUUUCACCCUUCUUAUAGGGUGUGUGCCAGGGAAAUGAGCAACUCUGAAGAAACAAGGGUGACUACUAUAGCGAGUGGGUACUUUCAUGAAUCAGAUUCUCAAGCUCUGAUCAAUGACUAUUCUAGUAAGCCCUGCCUGGGUCAGGAAUACCAAAUAACUACCAGAUCAACAAUGACUAUUCCUGCUGGCUGA
Psammomys obesus (fat sand rat) is the source of this 822-nucleotide messenger RNA. RefSeq names its product V-set and immunoglobulin domain containing 4 (gene Vsig4). Gene Ontology annotation, biological process: negative regulation of macrophage activation; negative regulation of complement activation, alternative pathway; negative regulation of T cell proliferation. The record is from RefSeq and is a predicted model, not a curated record. Gene Ontology annotation, molecular function: complement component C3b binding. Lineage: Eukaryota; Metazoa; Chordata; Mammalia; Rodentia; Muridae.